Messenger RNA from Homalodisca vitripennis (glassy-winged sharpshooter), 915 nucleotides. RefSeq names its product apolipoprotein D (gene Karl). The transcript has 4 exons. The coding region runs from base 35 to 823 and encodes 262 amino acids. Gene Ontology annotation, molecular function: violaxanthin de-epoxidase activity. The record is from RefSeq and is a predicted model, not a curated record. Lineage: Eukaryota; Metazoa; Arthropoda; Insecta; Hemiptera; Cicadellidae.
UAUUCUCGAAAUAUCGAUUAUAAAUGGUAGACUGAUGUACAAUCUCCCUGUGGGCGGGGUGUCUGAUAGAGGGGUAGGGGUACUGACUGACCAGUGGCAACGAACGUUCUGUGUCAGUCAUGUUCUGCUGGCACUGUCUAUUCUGGUGGGCUGGAUGCUGCAUCUCGUCGUCUUCUAUGUGUUCUUGUGCUUGUGUGUGCUGCAUGUGUCGCCCUAUAAACGCCCUGAAGACAAAACUAAAUGCCCUAAAGUCAAGAUCAUUCGGAACUCUGAUCUUCAACAGAUGAUGGGCCACUGGUAUGUAGUUCAGUAUUACGCAAGCUCUGAGGAGGAUCUGGCCUACAAGUGUAUGAGAGCAGUGUUUUCAUUGAACCACCAGACCAACGAAGUCUCACUCAACUUCACAUACAGCUACACAGAUGAUCCUGACCGUGAACUAUUGGUGGGAAAUAUCACCUGGGUCAUACCGGAUCCUGCUCACCCAGCACACUGGGUUCACGCAGAGGAGAGUUAUGAAGGAAUCUACAACACGUACGUACUGGACUCCAACUACUCAAGCUGGUCUCUACUGCUGCAUUGUGCCGAGAAGUCUAAGUCACCACGAUACUUAUCCAGUUUCAUCAUGUCUCGCACCUCCAAGCUUCCACCCAACGUGAUCUCAUUCCUACGUGACAAGCUGCCACGCUAUGAUAUUGACAUGGAGUACAUGUUCCCUAUGCUACAGACAGGCUGUAAUGCACCCGAGCAACUUUUGCAUUAUGCUCCACCUAGGAAGAAACAUCCCAACAAGAGAAGACAUCCACUAAAACACCCCCACCAUUGAUGUACUAUAUAAAAAUGCUUAUGUUUAUAAUGGCUGUGUAUUAUAUGUUCAUUUGUAUACUUGUAUAAAAUGAGAUAAACAUGAAAAAUUAA